UUGUAGCAGCGGUGGCAACUUGAGCGGAGCAAAGCGCAAGAACUUUCCGCCACAGUCACUGGUCCGAUGGUAGUUUAAGCUUCGUUUCAGUAGGUACCAAUCCGUCAACGCCAUCACACCACGGUAGUAUACGCACCCCUAUUCCUCUCCUAUCCGAUGUGAGAAUGUGUGUUCACCAAUUAUUUUUGAUUAAGUGAAUAAUUUAAUUAUGUGCUUGACGAAAAAUGUAUACCUUCAGUUCAUCUCAUAUGAGCUCCGUACGGUCAAACCAACGAAUAACAUUAACAAAUGUGAAGGAAUUUGAAUUACCGUAGCCGUCACAUCAAUUCAUGCAAAAAAUUCACAAUAUAACAUAGGACUCAAAUCUAUAUUGAGAAUAUAUAAUUAACUUAUAAAUGACUGAAAAUACAGAAACACUGUAUAUUACCCGGAGAAAGGUGUAAUAAACGACUGUCAUAAUGUCAACAAACAUUAAUGGGUCAUUCGAGCACAUGCCAAAUAAUAUGAAUUUUGUUGAAGGAUUUGAAAGAUAUUAUCCCUUGGUGUUAAUAGUCCUGGGAAGUUUAGGAAAUUGCUUAUCAGUUUUGGUUUUUUUUGGCACCAACUUAAGAAAACAAUCAUCAUCAUAUUACUUAUCAUCGUUAGCGAUUAGUGACACAAUAUUCUUAGUGACCCAACUACUACCUGAAUUGGCGAAAGCUGAAAUUGCCGAUCUCUUUUACAUGUACGGAUUUUGUCAAUUUUCCAUUUAUUUAACACAGAUGUGCAGUUUCAUCAGCGUUUGGUUAGUAGUGGUGUUCACUUCAGAACGAUUUAUAGCUGUUCGGUACCCUCUUCAUAGAUCAGUAGUGUGUACAGUGUCACGGGCCAAAAUAGUUCUUUGUGUUUUAAUAACAUUUGCAUUUGUUGUGCACACACCCUACUUGGUUAUUACAGGACCGCAAGAAUUAAUAUACUCAGAAACCAAUUCCACAGCUCCCGCCUGCGGUUUGAAUUUAUCUUGGUAUGGAGUAUACGUAUGGCUCAACUAUGCGGAUAUGGUUGUGAACAUGGUUGUUCCAUUUUUCUUAAUAGUCAUAUUCAACAGCAUGAUCUGUCAGUCAGUAUGCCGUUUAGCCAGAAUCAGACGAUCCAUGACACUUCAUCCAUCUAGACGGCGACAGUCUACGCCACACAAUUCACAAAACACGUCACAGAUUAAAGUCACUAAAAUGUUAUUAGUCGUGUCAACGGUUUUCCUGUGUCUUAACUUACCGUCAUAUGUAUUUCGAUUGUGGAUAGUGUGGGACGAAAAAGCAACACGCAAGUACAAAAAUUUACAGUUUGUUGCUAAUCAGAUGUACAAUACAAAUUUUGGUAUAAACUUUGUUUUAUAUUGCGUUAGUGGUCAAAAUUUUAGGAGAGCACUAACUGAAUUUUGGACUCAGAGAAAAUAUUCUUAUAAGAGAUCCAGAGAUACACAAGUUACAACAGUGUUGUCAGAAUUUUCUAAGAGCGGCGUUGGAUCAAAACACGCAACACUAAACGGAACGUGGAAAGAAGUGCAUGAACUCCUACCAAUUGCCCAUGUAUCAUGAUGCCAAUUAUUAAAAUGAGUUACUAAUAAUUUUUUUUGUUUUCACGUCAUUCACAAACGGCAUUAAUUAGCUUUAAAUAGAUUUUAAAAGUUAAGAAUAGUACAACUAAUAAUUAAUGUUACCAAGUUAUUAUAUGUUUAUCUUUUAUAUGAAUAAAUUUUCAUGUAUUAGUUUAUUUUACAGAUUUACUAAAUUAUAAAAUAUAUAGGUAUAUGUCGAGGAUCUAAGAUUAAAAGGGUAUAUAAACCAACAUCUUACUUUUCAAAAAAGCAAAAUUAAAUUUUUAUUUUCUAUUUCAGCUUAUGAAAAACUUGUAUUUCUUUGCAUAAAAAAAAUUUACCUUCCAGUAAAUUAAUGGUACACCAUUUUCUCGUUGAAAAAUAUUUAUUAUAUUGGUUAAAAUAGACAAAUAAUCGAAAAAUUUCAAUUUUGAAUUUGAAUUUCUAUAAUAUAAAAUUGUG
Messenger RNA from Daktulosphaira vitifoliae (grape phylloxera), 2038 nucleotides. It is a transcript of the gene CNMaR, whose product is annotated as cysteinyl leukotriene receptor 2. The coding region runs from base 459 to 1577 and encodes 372 amino acids. Gene Ontology annotation, biological process: G protein-coupled receptor signaling pathway. Gene Ontology annotation, molecular function: G protein-coupled receptor activity. The transcript is spliced from 7 exons. NCBI's taxonomy places the organism in Eukaryota, Metazoa, Arthropoda, Insecta, Hemiptera, Phylloxeridae. The record is from RefSeq and is a predicted model, not a curated record. Gene Ontology annotation, cellular component: plasma membrane.